Molecule: messenger RNA, 222 nt
Organism: Penicillium crustosum
Lineage: Eukaryota; Fungi; Ascomycota; Eurotiomycetes; Eurotiales; Aspergillaceae
Exons: 2
Coding region: 1-222 (73 amino acids)
Source: RefSeq, a predicted model, not a curated record
AUGGAGAAAUUCGUUGGAAGCUGUAUCAAGGUAUUGGUCUUUGCUAACUUUUACCGUCUUCGUAAAAAGAGCAUCCAAAUUUGGGAAUCCUCUUACGCGAUGGUCACCCCAUGCACCGUGUUUUCGCCUCGGUUUCCGUUGGAGGGUUUCUCCAAGGCAAAGAGUACAAAUUUGCCAGCUGAACUCAAGAAUACUUUAACUUUGGAGCUGAUCCCUCCAUGA